Ilex paraguariensis (yerba mate) is the source of this 498-nucleotide messenger RNA. NCBI's taxonomy places the organism in Eukaryota, Viridiplantae, Streptophyta, Magnoliopsida, Aquifoliales, Aquifoliaceae. The record is from the annotation of a GenBank genome assembly.
AUGUCUUCAACAUUUAGCGGCGAUGAAACGGCACCGUUCUUUGGCUUCCUCGGCGCAGCGGCUGCCCUAGUCUUCUCCUGUAUGGGGGCAGCGUAUGGGACCGCGAAGAGUGGGGUGGGAGUUGCGUCCAUGGGGGUGAUGAGGCCGGAGCUGGUGAUGAAGUCGAUUGUGCCGGUGGUUAUGGCUGGUGUUUUGGGUAUUUACGGUUUGAUUAUUGCCGUGAUUAUAAGUACUGGAAUUAACCCAAAGGCUAAGUCUUACUAUCUUUUUGAUGGUUAUGCUCACCUUUCUUCUGGUCUUGCUUGUGGCCUCGCUGGACUUUCUGCUGGUAUGGCUAUUGGAAUUGUUGGUGAUGCCGGUGUUAGAGCCAAUGCACAGCAGCCAAAGCUUUUUGUAGGGAUGAUCCUCAUUCUCAUUUUUGCUGAAGCACUGGCUCUCUAUGGACUUAUCGUUGGCAUCAUCCUCUCUUCUCGAGCUGGUCAGUCUAGAGCGGAUUAG